Messenger RNA from Drosophila bipectinata, 1005 nucleotides. RefSeq names its product RWD domain-containing protein 2A. Gene Ontology annotation, molecular function: protein binding. The record is from RefSeq and is a predicted model, not a curated record. Lineage: Eukaryota; Metazoa; Arthropoda; Insecta; Diptera; Drosophilidae.
GUUCAGGUGGUCGAUUGGAUACGAGCCAAAACUGCCCAACCGUAAAGAGUGCAUUUAAACAAUCUAAAACAGCCUGCAACCUGCACAAAAGCCAUGGCCGAGGAUGAGCUGCAAACCUAUCGCCGCUGCAUUGGCCAGCAGCUGGAGGAGCUGGAGUUGCUGACCUCCAUAUAUUGCGGCCCCGGGGAGCUGCAGAUGCUUGAUGCCGGCGUGGUGGCGGAUUUCAAUGAAUUCCUAGCCGAAGAUAAAGGCAAGUCGUUCACCGAUCUGCCUUCGCACCUGGAGUACAUCGUGAAAUUGAAUCUAAGCAACAGCCAUAGCGUGGAGGUCAGGGUGGAGCUGCCACAUCUGUAUCCGCUAUUGGAACGGGCACGGGUUAGUGUGCACAGUCCCCUCCUCGGCAAGUCCCGCGAACAUUGCCUCAAGACUGAGGUAGAAAAUUACCAAAAUGAACUGCAAGUCGAGGAGACGGAGCCGUACAUCUUCCAGCUACUCAGUUGGCUUCUGGAAAAGAUCGAGGAGCUGCUCAAACGACCGGAUAGCGAGUUCUCAGAACCGAAGAUGCCUCCCGAACCACCCCAGCCAGUGGCUAGCCACCUGGAACGCCUGUGGAUCUACUCGCACCACAUCAAGUCAUCGGCCAAGCGGCAGGAGCUGAUACGCCAGGCUCGUCAGUUGGACCUGACGGGCUUCAGUCGCCCCGGCAAGCCCGGCAUCAUUUGCGUGGAAGGGGCGACCGACAACGUCCAGGAGUUCUGGCGCUGCAUCAAGGCCCUGCGGUGGCAAAAGAUCAGCUUGGUGCGAACGGAACCGCGGCAAAGGAAGCGCGGAUUCGAGGACUUUAGCGAACAGCUCUUCAACGAGGAGGAUGGUGUCAUGGGCAUGGGCCAGUUCAUCCGAUUCCUGGAGUCCCAUGGCUUUGCUUACAUGAAGUCUGAAUUGUUUGGUUUAGCCUGAGAGGCGGUGGUCUAGAUUCUAGCCAGAUUCUAGCCACUUUUAAAUUAU